ACACGCGGCCGGGAGCGGCCCGCGAUUCGUCGCCGCGCCGUGAGGCCAGGAGGGAACGGCCGGCCCGCGGCAAGGCGGCGGCGCGGCCCGGAAGCGUUACGCAGCAGCGCUCGGCCUUCCGGAGCUGGGAGGUUUCGCCAUGCCGGACUACCUGGGAGCGGACCAGCGCAAGACCAAGGAGGAGGAGAAGGAGGACAAACCCAUCCGCGCGUUGGAUGAAGGAGAUAUCGCCCUGCUGAAAACCUACGGCCAGAGCACAUACUCCAGGCAGAUCAAGCAAGUAGAAGAUGAUAUUCAACAACUACUUAAGAAAAUCAAUGAGCUCACUGGAAUUAAGGAAUCCGACACCGGCCUGGCUCCUCCUGCUCUUUGGGAUCUGGCUGCAGAUAAGCAAACUCUCCAAAGUGAGCAGCCUUUACAGGUUGCUAGAUGUACAAAGAUAAUCAAUGCAGACUCUGAGGAUCCCAAGUACAUUAUCAAUGUCAAGCAGUUUGCCAAAUUUGUGGUGGAUCUCAGUGACCAGGUGGCACCUACUGACAUAGAAGAAGGCAUGAGAGUUGGAGUGGACAGAAACAAGUAUCAAAUCCACAUCCCCUUGCCUCCAAAGAUCGAUCCCACAGUCACCAUGAUGCAAGUGGAAGAAAAACCAGAUGUCACUUACAGUGAUGUUGGUGGUUGUAAAGAGCAGAUUGAAAAGCUCAGAGAGGUGGUUGAAACCCCUCUUCUUCAUCCUGAAAGAUUUGUUAACCUUGGAAUUGAGCCUCCCAAAGGAGUGCUUUUGUUUGGGCCUCCUGGUACAGGCAAAACACUUUGUGCCCGUGCUGUUGCUAACAGGACUGAUGCCUGCUUCAUCAGAGUAAUUGGAUCUGAGCUGGUGCAGAAGUAUGUGGGAGAGGGAGCUCGAAUGGUUCGUGAACUCUUUGAAAUGGCCAGAACUAAAAAAGCUUGUCUUAUAUUCUUUGAUGAAAUUGAUGCCAUUGGAGGUGCUCGCUUUGAUGAUGGUGCUGGGGGUGACAAUGAAGUGCAGCGCACGAUGCUGGAGCUGAUCAACCAGUUGGAUGGUUUUGACCCACGAGGCAAUAUCAAAGUGCUGAUGGCUACAAACAGGCCAGAUACUCUGGAUCCAGCUCUAAUGAGGCCUGGCAGGUUGGAUAGGAAGAUAGAGUUCAGCUUGCCUGAUCUAGAGGGGCGGACUCACAUAUUCAAGAUCCACGCUCGCUCCAUGAGUGUUGAAAGGGACAUAAGAUUUGAGCUGUUGGCUCGACUGUGUCCUAAUAGCACAGGAGCUGAGAUUCGCAGUGUGUGCACAGAGGCAGGCAUGUUUGCAAUCCGAGCACGCCGAAAAAUUGCUACUGAGAAAGACUUCUUAGAGGCAGUGAACAAAGUCAUUAAAUCCUACGCAAAAUUCAGCGCCACUCCCCGCUACAUGACCUACAACUGAUAUCUUGGAGUGCUUUUCCUGCUUCUGCAGUUCAAUUUUCUGUGAAACCAAAAUCUGUCUGUAUGUGGUAACUCCUGGCUUGUUCUUGGAAGCUAGAAAUAAAUGAAGUGUUCCAAACAACAGGUGGGAUUUCCUUAUGAAUGAGUUUUGCAUUUACUGGAGUCUUGCUGCUAUAGAAAAGAAAUCUCGAAGUCUAACAACAUAGCAGUAUAUUUUUUAAAGGGUGUACAUACAUGAAACAAGGCAAUGUUGAGCUAGGUCCCCAGUCACUGUUUAUACCCCCAAACCUAUCAUCUCUGCUGUAGUGGCACUACAGCAUUCCUGAGUGACUGCAGUGCUUCCUAAGUUUUGAUAUGUCAUUACACAGAGGGUGACCUCGAUUGGGUACUCAUCCUUCAUAGCUUACAGUUAGACAACAUUUGUAGCAGACAACGUUAAAAGGGGGAUCUUUAUUCAUCUACCAUGUUCUUGCAGCUUGGUCACUGAAAACCAAGCCUUUCGUUUUCUCUUUUUUCAAGCGUUGCAUGAAAAUAGAAAAAAAGCUUGAAGGAACAUGGGAAUGUAAAGCUUUAUGGGAACUGUUACAUCUUAAAUAUGAGAAAAGUUAUAUCAGGCUUUCUUAUAAAAGAAGUGUAUGCAGAAGGAAAAGUGUAUGCAGUGAAUGGAUA
Lagopus muta (rock ptarmigan) is the source of this 2109-nucleotide messenger RNA. It is a transcript of the gene PSMC2, whose product is annotated as proteasome 26S subunit, ATPase 2. Gene Ontology annotation, molecular function: proteasome-activating activity; ATP hydrolysis activity; ATP binding. The transcript is spliced from 12 exons. Lineage: Eukaryota; Metazoa; Chordata; Aves; Galliformes; Phasianidae. The record is from RefSeq and is a predicted model, not a curated record. Bases 140 to 1441 code for a protein of 433 amino acids. Gene Ontology annotation, biological process: proteasome-mediated ubiquitin-dependent protein catabolic process. Gene Ontology annotation, cellular component: proteasome regulatory particle, base subcomplex.